UCGGUUUUCCUGCGCGCUGCCUUCGCCGAGACAGCUCUCGGCGUACCACCCCACGCCAGCCCGUACGAGAAAGAGGGGGUUCGCGUCGGUGGCGUGUGCGUCGACGCCGAUAGGCGAGGAGAUGCCGCCUUCUAAGCUCCUCCUCCCUCCGCUUCUCCCCCUUCUCCUCCUCCUAAUCCUUCACCCUUCUCCUUCGAUUGCGGACCAUCUUCCCUCGCAUGGGUGCUUCUGGACUGAAUCGUGUCAAAGCAUCUGGCUCGGUGGAUGUGGAGCCGGACUUGUGGUAGCUGAUCAGUCAGAUAACUGCAAUGGUCUUUGUGGGGAAUCAGCUUCUCCACCAUGCCUUCCCUUCCAUACACAUUUUCACUGCUGUAAACCAGAGAACCCAAGGAUAACAAACAGGUGCACAAGAUGCAAGAACAAGUUAGAUUUUGGUGAUGAAUACAUAUGCUGCAUGGACUGCUCAGAUCCUUACCUCAUAGACAAGAACACGAAAUUGGGUUACUGUAAGACUGGUGCAGAGCUGGCUGUGCAAUUGAAACCACAUGAAGCUUUUAAAUGGGUUGCUGGGCCAUGGAUGAAAUGUUCUUCCCCUUGUGAUGGUGGAGUUCGGUACAGAGAUGUUGGCUGUUAUGCAAGUACUGAUGAUUCAUCCAUUAAACACUACCCAGUGGAUGAUAGUAGGUGUUCAGAUCAACAAAUGCCCGUUAAGCAGGAGCCUUGUAAUCAGCAAGCCUGUGGAGAUAUGAGCAGCAGUGAUCCAAGGGACAAGCCAAGUGGGAUGUCUGGGUGGUUGGUUGCGUUGCUGGUUCUUCUUGGGCUUGUGGCUGCCAGUGGGGUCGGUUUUGCAGGCUACACCUAUUACAAGAGGAGAACCUCGGCACCAAGUGGCUUCGUGUAUAUUAUGCUGGAAGGAUAUUCUUGAGAUGUUUGAUUCCUUUGGCAGAAUUGCCUUGGAAGGUAAUAAAUGACUGUUUCAGUGGGGCAGGUGUCUCCGGUCGUUAUUAUGUGAAAGGUUUGUUUGGAAAUUGCCUUGAAGGUUUGUGUGGAGCGGGUAAGUCGGGUUGUUCAAAUCCGAGGUAUCGUUUGCCCGUCAUGAUUCUUUGACACGAGUGUCGUGGAACCAAUAAUUUGUCUGACUGAGUCGAGGAUUGUUGGUCAUAUGGAAUGUGAAAUUUGACAAACUGGAGCAGGUCAUUUUUAUAGUUUGAAUCCAAAUUUAUUACCUGUCGUCAUUCUCA
Messenger RNA from Musa acuminata subsp. malaccensis (wild Malaysian banana), 1241 nucleotides. RefSeq lists its product as uncharacterized. NCBI's taxonomy places the organism in Eukaryota, Viridiplantae, Streptophyta, Magnoliopsida, Zingiberales, Musaceae. The record is from RefSeq and is a predicted model, not a curated record.